AUGAGUACAACUGCUAAUUUGGAGACUGUGCAAAAUAGCCUGAAAAUUGCAACCGUAAAGGAGAUCAAUGAUUGUAUAAAAGAAUUGAACAAGUCACUUAACACACGAUCAAAACUGUCAAUGUCUGGUAGAAAAGAAGAAAAAAUUAAUAGAGUUUCCAAUUUUAUCACGGCUUUAAUAAAUAAUAAGAAUAGAACUGCACUUGCCAAUCUUGUGUCUAUUGUUAAUAAGUCAGCUCCAAACAAAUUUCAUUGGCAACUUAAUGGAGAUGAAGUCAUUAUAAAUAAUGUUUUUGCAAAACCUACAGCAGAAAUAAAUAAAAAGUUAGCACUCUCAGAAGAUCUAAGCUUUCAUCCAAGUCCCUUUUUGAAACCUAUAGAAAGAUUAACUAGUGUUAAAAUAUGUCCAGCUUCAGUUGACGAACGCAAGUCGAAAUUGUUUCAAUUUGUACUUACUGACGUGAAUAGACAAUUAUUAUCUACACCUAAUACAGUUGAUAAUCGACCACCCAUUCAAAUAAGAUUUUACUGCUCUAAAUAUACAGGCAGUUAUUCUAAUUUAUUAGUUGAAUUUCCGCCAGUUUGUGAAUUGAGGGUGAAUGAUGGUGUUAUUCAAGGCAAUCAUUUACGUUGCUUGAAAGGAAAACCAGGCACGGUGAAUCCACCUGAUCUUUCAGUUAUGAUGAGAAAACAAGCGAUAAAUAAUGUGGAAUUAGUGUAUAUUAAUAGUGAUACUCCAUAUAUUGCUAGUAUAUAUAUCGUAGAAAGAACACCUGUUCCUACUUUGAUUGAUAUCAUGAAAGAAAAAAGAUUUGUCACUAAGGAAAAAAUAUUAGAAAAACUACAACAAACACAAGAAGAUGCUGAAAUUAUUAUGGAAUCAGAAACAUUAUCGACAAAAGACCCUCUUGCAUUUUCACGCAUUGUUACACCUAUUCGAUCUAAUAAAUGUCAGCAUCUUCAAUGCUUUGAUGCAUCCAUUUAUCUUAUAAUGAAUGAACAGACACCUACCUGGACUUGUCCAGUUUGUUAUCGACGGAUAGAAAGCUGGGAAGAUUUAUUUGUGGAUGGAUAUUUUACAGAAAUGUUAAAGAAUACACCUAAACAUGUUGAUAGUGUACGAGUUGAACCUAAUGGUCAUAUUACAAUCAUUGAUGAAGAUCCAGCUUUGGCUAAUGAUUCAGAUGAUGAUAAUGAUGAAGAAGAAUCACGAUUGUUAAGGAAUGUCAAAAACGAAGAGAAAGAGGUGACAACUAUCUUAUUAGACGAUGAUGAUGAAGAAGAAGGAGAAGAAGAAAACGUACAGCAACUGAAUAAUGAUAAUAAUACAACAAAUGCUAAUGGUACAACUGCUGUCGAAAAGAGAAUAGAAAGAGAGCAGAGUAGUAGUAAUAGUAGUAGUAAUGAUGAUCAGCAUAUAUCAUCAGUAAAUCAUAAUACUAUUACAGAAACAACACCUAAAUAUGGUGAUAAUAUACCCAUUUCAAUAUCAUCAUAUAAACCUAAUACAACAACGAAUAAUAGUAACAAUUCAAAAGAAGGAGAACCAAUACGAAAGAAGCAAAAAACAACAGAAGUUAUCGAUUUAACUCUUGAUAGUGAUGAUGAUAUUGUGGAAGAAGUGCAGCAAAGCAACAUAAGGUAA
This is a messenger RNA of Cokeromyces recurvatus, 1644 nucleotides long. Its product is annotated as PINIT domain-containing protein. The transcript is spliced from 7 exons. NCBI's taxonomy places the organism in Eukaryota, Fungi, Mucoromycota, Mucoromycetes, Mucorales, Mucoraceae. The record is from RefSeq and is a predicted model, not a curated record. Bases 1 to 1644 code for a protein of 547 amino acids. Gene Ontology annotation, molecular function: SUMO ligase activity; zinc ion binding. Gene Ontology annotation, biological process: protein sumoylation.